UUUGUGAAACUAAUUUUGUCACAAACUUUAAGUUCUCAUAAUCAACAGGGCCUGCUGUGGCCUCUGCUGUGUCUUAAGGAAUCUCUUUGCCUCUUUUAGUGCCAGUUCUACACUUUUAAUUAUUGUAGCUAAUGAGUUUUUCUUGACUUCUUGCCAUUAUGUGUCUGCAAUGAUAGCCCUAAUCUCUCUGGCCAGGUCAUCUGGCUAAUGGGAAAGGAAUCAGAUAUUGGCUCUUUCCAAAGCCUUAGGAUUUUACAGUCUCAGUUUCCGUGUCUGCAAAUUGGGAAUAAUGACUCUUUCUAGUGUUGUUGGGAGGUUUACAUAAGAUGAUCUUCCUGCAGCACCUGCAGCACUUGGAGCAUCGAUGGCGCUCAGUCAAAGUUUGUUUUAUUUUUUGUUUAUAACACCAGCACACCUCUAAGCAGGUAAGCUUUUUCUGUUGCCAUGGUUCCAUUAAGACUAUUUUGAAACUCACUUUGGAUAUACAGAGUUUGGGCUGUUGAACUUGUUUUUUGUUUUUCUAGAAUUCUGAGCCCCUUUUUUCUUCUCUAAUAUAGAAGGGUGGGGUUAACUCUGUCAUCUUUGUACCACCACUUUCCAAAUUUGCCCUGUGACAGCCAGUGGUAAGGAGAGGUGUGUGGUGGGUGGGUGCUGUGCUCUCCUUUGCAGGCUUCUCUCUCUCUCUUCAUUUGCUAUCUUGCCCUGAAAUGGUGUGUCCUUUGUCCCCACUGGUCUCCUGGACAGCAAGGGUUGUAUCUUCCAUGGCUUCCAUAAGGAAUAUAUUUAGGGAAGGAUAAAAGUUUAACUAAAUUGUUCUUAACCAGAAGCUUAGGCAUUAUAAACUGGCAACUAGCAGACUGAAGUCCACCCUUGGACAGAUUUAGAGUGGUCCACACACAGUGUUUUUAGAAGUUUUGAAUUUGUCGGCAAGGUUUAAACAUAUGGACUUCACAUAAACAUCCAGAUUGCCAGCUUCUCUUGACACAUGGGAAGACGGAGCUGUGCCAAGCCAUGAAAUUACCUCCUGCGGACCCCUUGCUCCUGCUGUGCCUGCUGGGGCUAAGGUCCUCUGAGCUGGCUGUGAGAGGUGAAGGUUUGCUGCCAUGGCUGCCUGCCGGUGGGAAAGCAGCACAUGAGACCCAGAAAGCCUUCAUCGAAAAUCUGAAAUGCUUCCCCUUUUUUGGACUAAGUAGUUAGAGCUUUUUUGAUAUUUAGAAGAGGAAAAAGAAAAAAGGAAAUCAAAAGAUAGCCAGAAAGCUCAUGUUUCUAGAAACUUAGGUGUGGGCCAAGGGUGGAAGCAUAUACAUAAAAAAUCAAGACAGCUUUUAUAACAGAUGCUGAUGUACCCAGUAAAUAUAAAAAUAAAGGACAGUUCGUGUUUGGUUAAAGAGAGACAGUGGACAGUAUUGGCCAAGCAUAUACCAUGCAAUGCCUUCUCCAUGUUCAUGCAUGUCUUUUAACCCGGAAACAAGAAGACUGUCCAUAGGUCUAGACAAUGGUACAAUCUCAGAGUUUAUAUUGUCAGAAGAUUAUAACAAGAUGACUUCUGUGAAAAACUAUCAAGCGCAUCAGAGCAGAGUGACGAUGAUCCUGUUUGUCCUGGAGCUGGAGUGGGUGCUGAGCACAGGACAGGACAAGCAAUUUGCCUGGCACUGCUCUGAGAGUGGGCAGCGCCUGGGAGGUUAUCGUACCAGUGCCGUGGCCUCAGGCCUGCAAUUUGAUGUUGAAACCCGGCAUGUGUUUAUUGGUGACCACUCAGGCCAAGUAACAAUCCUCAAACUGGAGCAAGAAAACUGCACCCUGGUCACAACAUUCAGAGGACACACAGGUGGGGUGACCGCUCUCUGUUGGGACCCAGUCCAGCGGGUGUUGUUCUCAGGCAGUUCAGAUCACUCUGUCAUCAUGUGGGACAUCGGUGGGAGAAAAGGAACAGCCAUCGAACUCCAAGGACACAACGACAAAGUCCAGGCCCUCUCCUAUGCGCAGCACACGCGACAGCUGAUCUCCUGUGGCGGUGAUGGUGGGAUUGUCGUCUGGAACAUGGACGUGGAGAGGCAGGAGACCCCUGAAUGGUUGGACAGUGAUUCCUGCCAAAAGUGUGAUCAGCCUUUCUUCUGGAACUUCAAGCAAAUGUGGGACAGUAAGAAAAUUGGUCUAAGACAGCACCACUGCCGCAAGUGUGGGAAGGCUGUCUGCGGCAAAUGCAGCUCCAAGCGCUCCUCCAUCCCCCUGAUGGGCUUCGAGUUUGAAGUGAGGGUCUGUGACAGCUGCCACGAGGCCAUCACAGAUGAAGAACGUGCACCCACAGCCACCUUCCAUGACAGUAAACAUAACAUUGUGCAUGUGCAUUUCGAUGCAACCAGAGGAUGGUUACUGACUUCUGGAACUGACAAGGUUAUUAAGUUGUGGGAUAUGACCCCAGUCGUGUCUUGAUGACUCUCCCAGGAAUCAGAAAGAUAGUAUUUACUAAAGAAAUGGUUGUUUUAAUCCAAGUCAUUACCAGAGUGGUAAAGCAGACAUGUGAGAAGUAAGAAAGAAACUAAAGACCCUGGAUGAAUUUGCAGAUGACCCAUGCGCACAGUGGGGACCCGGCGAGUGAGAACUUGCAAGGGGACUCUUCCAACUUGUUCAUACAAUAUAAAAGAAGCUAUUUUUUUAACAAAUGGUUUAUACAGUCUGGCUGUGCUGCAUUGUUUUGAGUAUACCGAAAAAUCUGUGUGGGGUGUUUAAUUUUAUACUUUCCACACCCCAUUUUAUGUGUUGCUUUGUGUGUCAGAGAAAUAAGGGAAGUAUCCACUCAGAGUAUUUUGGUCAUUAUAGUUUCUGUAUUUUCUUUACUUCAACAUGUGUCACAUGGCCAGCGGCUUUUUGUUCUCUCCCCUCUGCACCUACCUGCACCUCUCUGCCUUUCCUGAAGGGGAUGUAUUUACAUUAUUUAUUCCCAGUGUUUCUGCUUUCAUGUCCUCCUCAGUGGAGAGAUUCGGAAACUCAUCAUGUGGAUUCACCAGCCAGCUGCUGGAAUCGCCUGAAGAGCGAUUUGUUUGUAAUGUCUGCCUCAUUCACGUUCUUAUUGAGUAGAAAAGACUGUGUUUCUGCCUCAGUUGCCUCUGUAUUUCCCGCAUUUAAAAAAAAAAAAAAAAUGCUGUGAGAAAGCUGCUCCCAACCAUGGUUAUCACAGAAGUAGAUUAUUUUAACUCAGAGCUUCAACGAUUAGUGCCUGAUCAUUUAGAAUUCAGUUGGAGCCUCCCGAGCCUCAUGUUUUAGCUUUUUUGACACAGCUCUCCCUCACUCAUAACAAUGAAAACAAACGACACACACACACAAAAUCCUACAUCAGUGGUCCUCAACCUUGUUGGCAGCAGGGACCGGUUUCAAAAUGAAACUGUUCCACCUCAGAUCAGCAGGCACUAGCCUCUCACAAGGAGCAUGCAACCUAGAUCCCUCGCAUGCGCCGUUCACAAUACGGUUCGUGCUCCUAUGAGAAUCUAACGCCACCGCUGAUCUGAUGGGAGGCGGAGCCCAGGCAGUAGUGCUUGCUUGCCUGCUGCUCACUUCUGAUGGGUGCCCCCCAUUCCUCACAGGCCAUGGAUGGGUACCCACCUGCAGCCCGGGGUUGGGGAGCCCCACCAUACAUGCUCUGAAAAUAAGUGUCUUUAAAUCGUGUGUUUCUGUGUGACAUCAUCUCUGAACUUGAACAUGUUCAUUACGGCAGGAUUGUAAUCCUGCUGUAUUCCUCACCCUCUGUAUUCUAUCCCUUUAAAAACUAGAUAUUUAAACAUUUUAUCUUAAUGUGUUUCAUCAGAACACUUUGCACACUUUCUUACUAAAACGGUAUGUGGUUGAUCCGAGACAGAAUGGUACCUACAGUGCAGGCUGUGUUCCUAUGGGAAUGGAAAAGAGGACUUUAGAAAGCGAACCUGAAGAACUCUUAUUUCUAAGGGAAUCCAAUCAAGCUUGAGAAAAUGAAAUAUUCUUGUGUGUAGUGACUCAACUCAGGAUACUGAAGUCCCUUUUAAACAUCUUAUUUUCCCCUGUAAAAAUAGAAUAAAAAUUAAUGGCAAGCCUGCGCCAGGUGCCUACCCCUCCUAAGCACUUUACACGCACAGUUCAUUCAACCUCACAUGUCGGGAGCAUCAGGGAGCUCGCCAGUCUCUUGAGGAUCACAGGCCAAUUGCUUGUCCUUCCCGACCCAAGCCCCACCCCACAGUGUCUUGCUGUCUUCUGAUUCUACAGGUUUUUUUGGUGGUGAUACAUAACGGGAGUGAAAUCGAAAUCCUCCCUAUUAUUUUCCCUCUUUUCCUGGAGAGCCGUUUUUUGCCCUCACAAUCAUUCAUUACUUCUCUAACUAGGGGGAAGUACUACAAGCCAUCCUCGGGCACUGCCCCUAUGUGUGCUUCCCGGGGGUGGGGCCUUGCUAGAGGUGAUUCUGCUGCCCUAGCAUUGGGAAGCAGGACCAGUGCAUGUGUCCCAUGCAGCCAUGGUACAUGGAAGCUGUCACCUGAGCCAUCGGCCCAGCGCAGCCCAUGUGACCGGAGCUCUGAAGAGGCACACGCAUGCCCUGCACAGGCUAUUAGCACUUGUCGCUUCGCUGUCCUGCUCCACACUACCCUUGCUUGCAUCAGUCAAAACUGUUAUAACUACUUGGAGUCUUUUCUGCAUGAUUGCUCUGUGAGAGAGCUUUAACAAGGGAAUUAAAUUUAAAAUACUCAAAUAUCUAUUUUGUAGUUUAUUACUAGAACCUGCAGCCACUUACUAAGUUGUAUGUAAUAGAGGACUGUGUGUUGGAAAUGAGUAAUAGACAUGAGUCACUCCAUUUUCCCUUCCUAAACUUUGGCCUGCCUACAGAGAGAGGAAAACAGUAUUAGGGCAGCAAAGGCCCAGGCGCCCAGCAAGCUCUGUGGGUUCUGAGAUAGGUCUAGAUGGCUUCAGACCUUAUUCGGGAAGCAGAGUAUCCCCGUCAGAUCACAUAUGUCCUCUACAGUCGCUCUGGCCUGUGGCCUUGCAUGCCACUCUACUGUCUUCCUCCCAGCCCACAGAGCCACUAGAGGCUGAAGCCACUUCACAUCUCACUGGUGUUGAAAAUCAUGAUCAGAAAACCACAGAUAUGUCAAGGUAUCUAUUGCUCUUCCCUUUUCUCUCAUCUGUAUGGGUGCUUGAAUUUGAUGAAAUGUGUUUAGCAAACCAACUGUGUGUUUGUAAUACUGUGAAUUCUUGAGUUUUGCAUUAAGUGUCUCCCCCAUUUUUGUAAUUUGUAGAGAAAUAUGUGCUGGUGUUGGGUGUCUUCCAAGCAUUUUAGGGAAAUGGAGGCUCCAUUCCUUAGGAGUGAAAGCUGGCGCCACUACUUGGCUUUUGUUCUGUCUAGGUGAACUCUCAUAAUUCUUGUUUUACCCUGUUGGAUUUGCACUUUACAUAUAUUUUUGCUCUGUUGCUUAAACAUAUAGCAGCUCUUGCAAAUAAUGCCUAACUUGCCUGCGUUGAGAAAGUGGCAGAUCUACACAUAUCAUAUGCAGAGUUCUCUAGCUGGUGGGACAAAACCAACCACAUGCUCUUAGUUCCUCCAAACGAAUGACAUUACUUGACAUUACUGCCUGAGUGUGUCUUCACAAUAGCAAAAUGGUUUGAGAUUAAACAUUUGGAAUCUUAUAUCAUUUUGUAUGAGGUCAAUCCACCAUAAUGUGUUUCUCAUUUGAUUGUUUUAAUUAUUCCAGAAAUCAUAAAGUCACAAAACUGGAAGGCAUCUUCAGAGAUCUAGAGUGUUCCAAGCAGAAAACACAUUAGUUAUACGGGGCAGUUAGAUAUGACUGAGACGUAAACAAGAGAAAAGAAUGUUUAAGGAGUAGCUGUUCUUGAACAUUACUUAGUAAUGGCAUGAGUGGGAGGAGAGACUUUCAGCGCCUUGAGACAGGGCGCUGUCUGGAACCAGCUUUGUUCCUCUUAUCAGAAGCAUAUAUGACACUUUUUUUGGCUACAGCCCUGUGGUGGGGGAGGUAAUUAUUGCCUUCAUCCACAUAAAUUCCUUCCUAUACAUUCCCCUCAAACCACCCCAGAGGCAAAACUGAAAUGGAAAUCCAGGGGCACUUAAAAUUCACCCUACCCCAUUUGGCUGUGAUUCCCAGGCUUACAGCACUGCCCUUAUGGAAUAUCACAUUUUCAUUUUCUGAGAUUCAUUUUAUAAAAUAUAGGCCAGGUGCCAUGGCUCACAUCUAUAAUCUGAACACUUUGGGAGGACGAGGCGGGAGGAUCGCUGAGCCCAAGAGUUCAAGACCAGCCUGGGCAACACAGCAAGACCUGUCGCUACCAAAAAUGUAAAACUUAGUUGGGUCUGGUGGCACACACCUGUAUUGCCAGCUACUCAGGAAGCUGAAGCAGGAAGAUCACUUGAGCCCAGGAAUUCAAGGAUGCAGUGAGCUAUGAUUGCACUACUGCAGUCUAGCCUGGGCAGCAGAGCAAGGCCCUGAAUAAAGUAUAAUUUAUUUUUGACUGAUAUUAAUCACUUCUUAAGGCCCAAAUUUUUGUUUUUAAGCAAAAGGAUAGCUCUAAGCAUGGGUCACAGUUACUGGACACAAAUAUUCACUAAAUGAGAUUCCUCUGGUUAUGGCUAUUCAUAGAAUUUUAAUUCUAGGUAAGUGUUCUUGUUCACUAAGAUACUUCGAAGUGAAAGAAAGCAUUUUACCAAUACAUUCUUAUUUUUUCUCCUUUAAAAUACUACUGAAUUUUUCCUGGUAUGAAGACAGAUAUUUAUUAACUGGAUUGGAAAACACAGAAGUUAAGUUCCUGUUGAACACUGAGUUCUCUAGAUGAUCCCUGAGAUUUGAAUGUUCAUGUCAACGUGUUGAGCGCUCACCAGCCACCAGGCUUUAGGCACUGGCGGUGCAAGCUGUCUGCAGCCCAUUCUCAGGCUGGGCAGAGGUCACACAGUGAGUAAAUGGGUCUUUUCAGUGCAAUGUGGUCAUAAUAGAGGCAUGCCAGGGUGCCACUAACCCAGCAGGUGUGGCAGGAGGGGCUUCACAGAGGAAAGGACUUUGAGCUCAGUGUUAAAGGAUGAGGAGUGAGUCAUAAGGGGGAAAAAUGGAAAUGACUUUCCAGGCUUCAGAAACAGCAUAAACAAAGGCCUGAGAGCUGGAGUCAGUGUGGUGUGUCCAGGGAUCACAAGUGGGCUGGAGCUGCCGGAGAACAGCCAAGUAACUCAGCUGCAUCCCGGAACCGAGCUUGUUGCUAUCAGAUGCUGUUGCUCCCUGGCCUCAGAGGAAAGCAGCACACGGCUCACUGCGAGGGGUUUCCCCAGAGGCUCCUCCUGCAGCCAACGCUACUAUUAGUUUAUAUUAUAAUAGUAUCAGUUUCUUUUUCUUUGGAAAUCCCUAGAACUGUUAUCUGGAAGUGACCCAGGGUAACUAAUUCUGGAUCUUUGGGUGCACAGCCUCUCACUGGAGUCUGGGAGGAGAAGGUGGAGCCUAUGAGUGCACGGCCUGCUACCAGGAAGGACUCACAGACUAACACCAAAGGUGUGCUGGGCUCAGCUGCUCCACUUUGGAAAAGGAAAGCCCUGGACCUGUGGCAAGAGGGGAUUGUUCUAGUCCAGUGUGGCAUUGCACAGAUAGGCGGGGCCAAGUGUUUGGGUGCAGACGCAGGCAGCUGCUGCCCUCCACUUUCUGCUCUUGCAAGUCGCAGAUGAUUCCAGUACAAUGUGGGGGAUCCUCCUUACAGGGGCACUUGCAAGGGGAAGGCAGAGUUUUGUCAAUUCAGCUACAGGUCUGUCUGGGAGACCUGGCCCUGUGGAGGCAGGAACACCACGCAGGGGGAUGGCAGCGCCUGUCUUUGCUAUCACAUCAUUUGCCUUUUCCUUGUAGGACCCAAAGAUCUAUGUCCAAAACUGAGUCCAGAAACAUCUGUGUUCCUGUUAAAACUUCAGCUCAGCUUCUUAACCAGGAAUCACAUGUCAGCCCUCCAGGGUUGUGGUUUGGAUUUUUGCCUUUAAACAUUAUCUCCUUUCCACCAAGAAGCCUACUUAGCUUUAGCACAUGAAAGCAGUGUCUAUACAUUAGACCAGUCCCAAAUUGGAAUGGGAUAUCUUCCUUGCACGUCCCAUACCAGGGAAUUUUUUUAAGAGCAUAGAGCCUUUGCCAGAGAUGUUGAAAGGGAGAUUAAAGGCUUGAGUGAGGGAUGAAUUUGAUCAUCAUUCUUAAGGUCCCUUCCAAUCCUGUGAUUCUACGAUUCCACGAGUCUCGUUUAUUAUUGGGCGUGCCUAAUCCAUCACCAGUGAGCUGCCCACAUGUUGCUGGCUUCCCUUGGAUACAGGAGGGUCUAUCACCACAUGCCUUUGUUGUCUUCCAUCAUAUCAAGUGAGUUACUUUCUGGACUUUUUCCAUCUACAGCCUACUAGGUUUGGUUUUGGGAAAAGAUGGUAAAGUUUCUUUUCAUGAGGUUGUAGGGGAAAAAUGUUUUUUAAGAUGGUAAGUGUGGAAAUUAAUUAUGGUACCACCUCACUAAAAACAGAUACCUCAAAAUGUUUACCUUUACCAGUCAGGAAGAGUAUCUGACUUUCUUGGAAGUGUCAGGAAUUACAGGUUGGCUGAAAAGUUAGAUUGAGAAUCUGACCUUGAUACUUACGAUUCUUUUUUCCCUUGGUUCUCGGGGAUGCAUGAAAAGGUGAGCUGUCACUCACACAAAAGGGGAAAAUGCUUUGAAAAAUAUGUUUCACAUAUACACUCUCUUUUAUCAUUUUAGUGGAUGGCAGCCUUACAUCAGCAGUAUAUGCCAGUAUGACAUAUGGACCAAAACACUAGUGUCACUUGAAACCAUUGUACUCUUAUGGAUUUGUGUCUUAUACCAUUUGCCUUGCUUUUUACAUGACUUUGUUUUUCAAGGUACUGUCAUUUUGCAAAAUACAUGAAAUGUACAAAAACUGUUACUAACUGGACAACAGGGAAGGUGCUGGCCCCACAUUAGUGCCUGCCUACCACUCUACUUCUAACCAGGGACACGGAUCUUCCAUUCUCUACAUCCACCAGGCUGCAGCCCACAUCUGGACCUGGCUGCAGUGGGCAUGUUGCCGUAUGGCUAUCUUUUUCUUUCUUUUUCUGAAGUGAGAUUAUUCGGGGGGGUCAGGCUGAGAAUGUAAUAAGCCCGACGUUGGAACAGAUUUCUCCCGUGUGGUCUAGCUGGACCCCUCCAGCAUUUACCACGCUCCCUGCCGGUCCUGACACUGACUUCCUGAAUGGGAUUAGGUGGCAAUGAGCAAGAAUUUCCUAGGAUGUUGAAAUGUCUGUAUCCAGGCCUCCAUUCAAAUGCUGCUGAAUAUUGUGAAUGUUUUUUACUCUGCUCACUUUCCCACUGUGCUUCCCUCUAACCAAAAUAUACGUGUAUACAUUACCAAUGUACAACUCUCAAUGCAGAGUUGCCUCCAUGGUUUAAAAUAAAUCUCUGUGAAAACCUUU
Messenger RNA from Macaca mulatta (Rhesus monkey), 9434 nucleotides. NCBI's taxonomy places the organism in Eukaryota, Metazoa, Chordata, Mammalia, Primates, Cercopithecidae. The record is from RefSeq and is a predicted model, not a curated record.